AUAAUUCAGUGUAUUGUUCGUUGAAUUUUUCUUCUCCUCACAUAAACUAUCAACCCUGCAAAGGUGCCACUUUAUUUGAUAAAUGGAGAAAGAUUAGAUUAUCAACCCUGAAAAUUUUUUAGAUAUGUCACUCUUUUUGAACAAAAACAACAGCAGCAAAAUGGGCACGCCUUUGUUCCAUGAAUUUAAAAAGCAAGCUUCUUUCUUCCUCAAGGAGAAAUUUAAAACUGCUAGAUUGGCUCUCACAGAUGUUACUCCAGCAGAACUGAUGACAGAAGAAGCUACAAAUGGAAAUCCAUGGGCCCCAGAUUCCCCAACUCUUAAAUCAAUUUCAAGGGCUGCUUUUGAGCUUGAUGAUUAUUGGAGGAUAGUAGAGAUUUUGCACAAAAGAUUGCUUAAAUUUGACAAGAACAAUUGGAGGGCCUCCUACAAUUCUCUAAUUGUGCUUGAGCACUUGUUGACUCAUGGACCAGAAAGUAUUGCACAGGAAUUUCGGUGUGACAAAGAUGUAGUUAGUCAAAUGAAAUACUUCCAGCAUAUUGAUGACAGUGGGUUCAAUUGGGGUCUGACUGUUAGAAAGAAAUCAGAAUGGAUAUUGAAUCUGCUGGAAGAAGGAACACUUCUUAAGGAAGAAAGAAACCGUUCUCGGAUGUUGACCAGAGGAAUUCAAGGUUUUGGGAGUUUCAACCGACGAUCAACUCAAACACAAGGCAUUAUUCUGAGGGAAAAAUCAUUGCCAACCACAUUUGGGAGAUGUAACUCUGACUUUAACAGCCGUGAAAAUCACGAUAACUUGUCCUCUAGCUCAAACAAUUGUCUGGACACAACAACAGUUAAAUCUCGUAGUCUUAGCCAUCAAGGUGGAAUUUUCAAGUCCCUAGAUAGUGUAGAUACUGAGAGCUACCUGGAUGAUCGAGAAAAAUAUCCAAUGCUACAGAAAUCUGAAACAAGCUCUAAAGAAAACAUGACACCAAGUAAGGAGGAAUUCCAUCUAUGGAACAUGAAAGGAGAGUCCAAUCAACUUUUAGAUGGUAUCCAAGACGAUGAUUCUAGACUUGGGAUAUUCAUGGCAGAAGAUGAUCACCCCUUUAACUCAACAGAAAUGCAUCCCACUUCUUCCCUUCUUUCUUCGAGAUGAAAUAAGUUUAAGAUCGAAAUGAAGGCAAGAAAAGUUUAUGUGAAAAUUGUUCCAAUGACGGUUUUAUACUAGAUGUAUUUAUGUAUGUGGGUUACCUUUACUUUCUCCUUCAAUUUUCCCCGAAAAGGACAAACCGUUUGUAUGUGUGGAACUAGCACUAGGUAUAUUAGAAUGCAUCCAUGAUGUAUCAUACAUAAAGCACAUAUAUUCUACUCUCUUCAACCGU
Messenger RNA from Abrus precatorius (Indian licorice), 1364 nucleotides. Its product is annotated as ENTH domain-containing protein 1-like. Gene Ontology annotation, molecular function: phospholipid binding; clathrin binding. The record is from RefSeq and is a predicted model, not a curated record. The transcript is spliced from 4 exons. Bases 125 to 1138 code for a protein of 337 amino acids. Gene Ontology annotation, biological process: endocytosis. Gene Ontology annotation, cellular component: endosome; clathrin vesicle coat; plasma membrane. Lineage: Eukaryota; Viridiplantae; Streptophyta; Magnoliopsida; Fabales; Fabaceae.